UCCUAUGAGUGAGUGUGUAGCAGUUUGUCUCUGAGCUCUGGCUUCUUUAAAUGAAGCUGGGUCUCUGCGCAACAUCUUUAGGGAGAGAGAUACAAAGGUUCCUGGACCUUCUCAACACAGGGAGCCUGUGUAAGGAUGCAAGAGCGGCAACUUCAAGAGAAAAGAGGCUGGUGGUCCCUGAAACACUGGUCUGUGGCUGGGAUUUUCAUUGCACUCCUCAGUGCUUGCUUCAUUGUGAGCUGUGUGGUAACUUACCAUUUUACAUAUGGCAAAACUGGCAGAAGUCUGUCUGAACUACACUCAUAUCAUUCAAGUCUCACCUGCUUCAGUGAAGGGACAAAGGUGACAGCCUGGGGAUGUUGCCCAGCUUCUUGGAAGUCAUUUGGUUCCAGUUGCUAUUUCAUUUCUAGUAAAGAGAAGUUUUGGUCUAAGAGUGAGCAGAACUGUGCUGAGAUGGGAGCGCAUUUGCUUGUGAUUAACACGGAAGCAGAACAGAAUUUCAUUGUCCAACAGCUGAAUGAGUCAUUGUCCUAUUUUCUGGGGCUUUCAGACCCACAAGGUAAUAAUAAUUGGCAAUGGAUUGAUAAGACACCUUUUGAGAAAAAUGUCAGAUUUUGGCACACAAAUGAACCCAAUCAUUCUGAAGAGCAAUGUGGUUCAAUAGUCUUCUGGAAACCUAAAGGAUGGGGAUGGAAUGAUGUUCUCUGUGAAUCUAGAAGAAAUUCAAUAUGCGAGAUGAAUAAGAUUUAUCUAUGAGUGGAACUUCUUUCACUGGCAUUUCAAAACUGAAACCUAUCAUGAAAUAAUUUCUUCCUGUAAUUUACACAUAAUCCUUAUGUUAUAGAGGUUCAUAGAAAUGGAAAGAUACCUGUCUCCCUGUAAUCAAUCUUAUUCUAGUUUCCUCUUUUCCACUAAUGAUAGAAUGAGCUCUUCCUCUUUCUUCCAUACUUUCACUUGUUUUUCAUUUUGCUCUUUCUUCAUACUUCAUUACCCAACAUGUAUUGUUUCAGAGACUGUACUAUUUUGUUUGUUAGAAGAUUUAUAAGGCAGUAUCUUUUGAAAAUGAUGACCUUUCUUCCUCAAAAUAUCAUAAAGAAAUCUUUUUGGUUGAGAACUGCAAUCAUCUGAAGACCUGAGAAGAGUUGAAAGAUCUGUGUUCUAGAUGGCUCACUUGCAUGGCUGGCAACUUGGUGUUGGCCAUUGCUAGGAGGCCUCAAUAUAUCACCAUGUGGAACUCUCGGGAGGGCUAACUGAAUCUCCUUACAAUAUAGUGGCCGGCUGCAUUGGAACAAGUGAUCCAAAAAAACAAGUGAAAGUAAUGUCUUUAAUGAAUUAGACUCAGCAGUUAUGGACCAUAACUUCUGCUCUACCCCAUUGGUUGCAUAAAACAGAUCUGAUAUAAUAAAGAACGGGACUACCCAAAGGCAUGAAUACCAGAAUGUGAGAAUCACCAAGGGCCAUCUUGUAGGCUAUCACAGCAAAAUUUUUUUAAAAAGAUACCAAAAAUUAAGUGUAGUAAAAAUUAAAUUAAUUAAAAAAAUCUCCUAUACUAAAAUUAUGGACUUCAGUUCAUCAAAACAUUAUUAAGAAAAUUAAAUUUAAAUGACUGGAGGAAGAUAUUUUAAACACUUAAAACUGACACAAUAUUAAUGCCAAACAUAUAUAAACAUCUAUUACAAAUCAGUUAGAAGAACACAAAAAAUGAGCAAAAUAUUUGAACACUUUAUAGAUGGGGAAAUACAGACAAUAAACAUGUUUUUAUAGAGAUGCUCAGCUUCAUUCAUAAUGUAAUAACUGCAAGUCAAGACAAUAAUACAUCAUUUUAUGUCAAUUUUAAUGGUAAAAUUAAAAAAUAUAAUUCCAAAAGUUGGAGGAAAUAUAAAUUGAUGACUACUUACAUUACUGAUUUGUGUUUAACUUUGUACAACUGCUUUGGAAAGUACAUAAAUAUACAUUUUCCUUGCAUAAAUACCAUCCAAAAAGAUGCUGUAUUGGGAGAGAUUCAAGAUCUAUGACAUAUGGUAUUAAAAUGGAGAGGUGUUCUAAGAUUCUAGAUUUUUUAUUGGGCAGUAAAGUUAAUAUAAAUAUCCAACAACAACAACAAAAUGAAACAAGAGUGUAAAGAGGAUAGCAUAGGAUGAAUCUAAAAUUAUGAUCAGGCCGGGCAUGGUGGCUCAAGCCUGUAAUCCCAGCACUUUGGGAAGUUGAGUGGGGUGGAUCAUCUGAGGUCAGGAGUUUGAGACCAGCCUGGCCAAUAUGGCAAAACCCCAUCUCUACUAAAAAUACAAAAAAUAAUCAGGCAUGGUUGCAUGCAUCUGUAAUCUCAACUACUUGGGAGGCUGAGGCAGAAGAAUUACUUGAAUCCAGGAGGUGGAGGUUGCAGUGAGCUGAGAUCGUGCCAUUGCACUACAGCCUCAGAGACAAGAGCAAAACUUUGUCUCAAAAAUAAAUAAAUAAAUAAAAUAAUGAUUAGUAUGCUAUUGUGCAAAGUGUAAAUAUGAAAAGUAAUCCAUUGGGGCUAGAUUAAUGCAAGUUUGGGGUUCUUGACUUAGAGCUUUGCGUUCAAGAUUACAGUGAAGUUGUGCUCCCAGGAUCCAGAAGGCAUUGUCUUUGUCUUCAUGCCACCAUUACCAUAAUGAAGCUGGUGGCUAGACACUACAUACUCCAUCUAACUGUAACAAGUACAUCUGGAAAGUCACCAUUUAUGAUCUUGAUCAUCAGGCAGAAAUACAAGCAAGAAAUUAGCUCUUGCUUUGUUUUUACUUCCCACAUCUCAUGCUAUUGAAUUUAAUGGUUCCAAAUUUGCAUCAAUAACAUAAUUGAAAAAGAGUCUUAAAAAUAUUGUUCAUGGCUUUCCCAACUUUGAAGCACUGGCAGGCACAAUGAAGGAAGUGGGAAUGGAUGUGAGUGCUGAUUGACUAGAUCCAGUAUGGUUGUGCCAUAGCAUUCUUUAAAUACAUAGCUAUAUUUGACCUAAACAUUACUAUUCUUAAGUGAGAUGGUGCAUACUUUUCCUUUUGGUGCUAUCCUAGUUUGGAAUCAAUUUAUGCUAGCUUCAUAAAAAAUGAGUCAGAAUAUUUUUCAUUUUUCAUUCUCUGAAUGAUUUGGUUAAAUUUGCCCAUAAUGUAAGUGUAUAUUUCUUAGAACUAGUUAAAUUUAUCUCUAAAUUUCUCUAGACCUGCUCUCUGUUUAAGACUACUUUUUUGACCAUAUUUUUCUUUUCUUCUGUGAUUUUGAGACUUAGGAUUUCUAACCCUUCUUAGUUAAUUUAGAAUUUUUUUUUAAGAAAAUCAUCUAUUUCAUAUUAAAUUUGUUGAUUUAAUCUGUGAAUAGUGUAUGUAUAUAAUUCUAAUCUACCCUUGCAUCUAAAAAUGUGUAGCAUUUUUAGUUUUAAUUAAUUUUAAAUGUAUCUUUCUUCUUCUAACUUGAUCAAGCUUGUCAAAGUUAUAUUAAAUGUCCUUUAAAAAAGAGAGUCAGUUUUCCUGAUGGUAUGCACUUUUAUUCUAUUUAAUUAAUGGCUGUUUUUGUUAUUAAUUGAUCCUUCACUCUUUGAAUUUAUU
Callithrix jacchus (white-tufted-ear marmoset) is the source of this 3560-nucleotide messenger RNA. It is a transcript of the gene CLEC6A, whose product is annotated as C-type lectin domain containing 6A. The record is from RefSeq and is a predicted model, not a curated record. Lineage: Eukaryota; Metazoa; Chordata; Mammalia; Primates; Cebidae.